This is a messenger RNA of Emiliania huxleyi CCMP1516, 1339 nucleotides long. RefSeq lists its product as hypothetical. The annotation marks the transcript as partial. The record is from RefSeq and is a predicted model, not a curated record. Lineage: Eukaryota; Haptophyta; Isochrysidales; Noelaerhabdaceae. The transcript has a single exon.
CGGGGCGGAGGCUGCGGGCGCGCGAGCACGGCGGGGAGGGGGAGACCACUUCGGGGAGGGAGGGCCUCCGCCGCCGGCUCGUGCGCGGCGCCCCGGGCGGCGGCGGUGAGCGCGCGGCGGCGGCGGCGGCAAGUCACAGCACGCGGCGCGCCGCCGGCGCGGCGUCGCAGCGUAUCGCGGCGCAGAUGUCGUCCGUGCCGAGCGACGACGACAACUACGACGACGAGGAGGCCGCGGCGGCGGCGGCAAGGCGGCGGCGGCGGGGUAAGCGCAAGGCGCCGGCCCAGCCGCGCCCGAGCCGCGGCUCCCGCCGAAGCACGCGGCGCGGCGGCGGCGGCGGCGGCGGCGACGGCGGCAGCGGCGGCGGCAGCGGCGGGUCGGGGCACAAGCGGCGGCGGAAGAAGUCAAAGCGGCGGCGGCGCGGCAGCGAUUCGGAGGUCGACUCGCACGAGUCGAGCUCGUCCUCCUCUUCGUCGUCUUCGGAGGAGGAGGAGGAGGAGUCGUUCUCGUUCUCGGAGCACUCUGAGGGGAGCUGCGAGGAGGCGGCGGAGGCGGCGCGCCCCCCCGUGCGGAGGAGGCCGCGCGCGGUCGUGGAGGACGACGAGGCGGAGGGCGAGGCGGAGGGCGAGGCGGGCCCAUCCACCUCCUCCUCCUCCUCCCGGCGGGGUGGGCGCGCGGCGCAGCGCCCUCGCCGCGCCUCGGCGUCGGCUGCGAGCAGCAGCGCGGUCGUGGCGCAGCCGGUGUCCUUCCGCUGCAGGUUUCGGUGCGGCUUCAAGCGCUUCGACGAGGACGAGGUGCAGGCGCACGAGUUCGCGUGCGAGAGGAACCCGGACGCCGAGUUUGCGGAGGGCGAGCUCGCGGAGGGCGAGGUGUUCGAAUGCGAGUUUGAGUGCGGCUUUGAGCACGCCGACCGGGCGGUGGUGGAGGAGCACGAGGAGCAGUGCGAGAGGCGGCCGCAGGGCCGCCGCGAGCUGCGGGAGCGGCCUCGCCGCGAGAGGCGAUCGGUUUCGCUCGCCUCGCCCGGCGACGAGGCCGCGCCGUCGGAGACGCGCGAGGAGCGGCAGGCGCGCCGCGCAGCCAUGCGCGGGCGGUAGGACCGAGGCUGCCACCGCGGCAGAGGGUCGCCUCUCAGUUGACGUGCAGCGGGGCGCUCGGCGUCGGGUUGGGCUAGGGGAGUUGCGCGUCAGCGUGCGGUGCCGCGCUGGUGCUCUGGCGUUCUCUCUCGUCUCUCUGCCGACUGACAAGUCUCUAGUUUGCUUCUCCGCGCCACGUGUGUGCCGCCAUGAGCUGGUUAGCUGUACGCCCACAUGUGUACUCUCUUCAAAAAAAUGACUGCGGU